This is a messenger RNA of Drosophila elegans, 3206 nucleotides long. RefSeq lists its product as uncharacterized. The transcript has 6 exons. Gene Ontology annotation, cellular component: membrane. NCBI's taxonomy places the organism in Eukaryota, Metazoa, Arthropoda, Insecta, Diptera, Drosophilidae. The record is from RefSeq and is a predicted model, not a curated record. Bases 339 to 2576 code for a protein of 745 amino acids.
UUUAGUUUUCUUUUGAACGGCGAGGCGUUUGGACGCGCACGCGGAUUGCCAGACGGAAUCAAAUCGAAAUCGAAAUCGAAAUCGUGAAUCGAAGUCACCCACGCCAGAGCAUCUUUUGACUUCUGGCAGCUGCCGCCAAAAAAAAUAAAAUAAAAACAAAGACGUUUUUAUUUGAAGCAGCCGCGCGACUCGCGCUUUUCGAACCCAUCGAGUUUAACAUGAGCAACUGAAUCCAAACGAAACGAAGAAGAAAUUAACGAGGAAGAACGAGACCCCCGAGAGGUGGCUUAAUUACUGAGAUUAUCUAUACAUAGUUUGUAGACACCCAAAUCGAGGAAAUGGGUUUCAUUGCGGCGCACAAACCGCGUGUCAACAGAACGUUGAUAUCGCUCAAAUUUGUCGUAUUCUUUGUCAUCACCGGCCUAACAGCUUUGCAUGUUUUGCAUUCCACAAAGCCAUUGCUUUUGGGUCUGGACUUCUCGGAGUACCGCACGAUCACCAUAUUGGCGCCGUUUGUUUCCAUUUUGGGUCCUUUGAUCGCUGGUCCUUGGGCGGAUCGCCUAGCGGCCAGGAACCCGAAUACAUUUGGACGCACGCUGCGAGUGAUGACUGCCGUUUUCCUGCUGAUCUCGGCCUUAAUCUAUGCUUUUCUGUUUGCUGUCCCGGAUGUCAGCCGGCGGGGAGAAAUCCGAGAGCCACUGGUCAGCUUUGGUUGCGACGAAACCGGAGGAUUCCUGUUCCAAGAGCGCUGUGGCUCGAAUUCCAGCUGCAGCAUGUGGGAGCAUAAGGAGGGUGCCAUCAACCUGACCCGUUGCACCUACAGUUGCCAGAAUCCCAAGCUCUAUGAGCCACUGUAUGUUGCCUGGUUGGCGGAGGUGCCCACGGUGGCCCCUUCCACGGAGCAGAGUUCAGAGUUUGACUACGAGGACGAGGGCAGCACUGCGGUCACGGAAAGCUUGCGCGUCAGGAGGGACUUGGAGGGAUUGGACCCCGCGGACAGUGCUGGCGUCGAGAGCAUCAGUGGCGAGUUGCCACUCCACCGGUCCACCAGACAGGUGAAGAGGCCCCCCACCAAGGUCUACGUCCAGCCCCCGCACGUUUGUCUCACUCAGCGAAACCAGGACGGCAAGGAUGUGGUCAAGCACUGCCACGCCUACACCGAGGACACCACCAGCGUGGUCAUGGAUGCUGUCAUGGGCUCGGCAAUCAGUCAGGAGGAGCACUAUGAUGACUAUGAAGGGUGGUGUCAGUAUCCGCUGGAGGGUUUCCAAUGCCACAUUCCUGCAGAGCAGGUGACUUACAUGAAGGACUUUAAACAAUAUAGCCUGAACGACAGUAACUGCAAGCCGAUGAUCGAGUGCCAGGUGGUAAGUCCUUACCAUGAGAAGAGUGUGCUUUCGGACAGCGAGUGUACAAAUACCACUGGCAGUGUGCAGGAAACCCUGGUGGGCUAUACAACCAUUCGCCUGAUUGGGGAUAUUUUCCCCAUGGCCGCACUGACCCUGCUGAACACAGCCAUCGUGAUCGCCGUGCGUGAGACUUCCGAGGGCAGGGGAGAGGUGUGCCGCCAGUAUGUUUGGGGUGCCAUUGGCUAUGUGGUGCUCUUCUCGCCACUGGAGUUGAUCUUCUUCGAGAACGAACCGAAUCAGGAUGCUGCUCUUGUUGCUCUUAUAAUAUUUAUUGUAAGCUUUGUUCUGGGUGCCAUAGUGCUGCUCUGUGCAUCUCAGAUGCCACUGAGUCCUCCAGAAUGGUGGUGGCACACGAAGACCGGAAUGCUGGUGGUGCCCAUGUCCGCCAUCCGGCGCUAUAGUCCCGAGAUCUUUGUUCUCACAAUGGUGUCCAUUCUGUUUGGCACCUUCUGGAGCAGCAUUCACAGCUUCCUGCGCUGGACCUUCUACGAUCCGAACGCCCUGUGCUAUUCGGGCUUACUCCUCAUUGUGGUCCUUUUCUUCAAUGUGGACAAGUUCAUCGAGUACUGCGGCCACUCGAAUAUCUUCAUCGGCGGCUUGGCUAUCUAUGUCAUUAGAUUCACCGCGUUGAGUGAUCCCCAGACUCGUUGGUUGACCGUCAUCAUGGAGAUCAUCGAACCGGCUGCCAUCGGUCUCAUUUGGAUCACGAUCAUCCUGUACAUGCGUCAUGCCAUGCCUAGGAAAUUGACUGCCACUGGACAGGCCAUCGCUGUUUUGGCCUUUUUCGGAUUGGGCAAAGGCUUUGGAGCUCUGAUUGGAUUAGCUCGCGACGAGAGAGACCCGAAAUUGGGGGCCUGGUCCUGCACCUACCAAUGGCUGGCCGUGGUGGCCUGCGUCGUGGCUCUGGUUUAUUUCGGGAUCUACAACCUGGUGCUGGCUCCACGCUGCACCGCCAAGCCACAGCAUUCCGAGGAGUUGAUCUCCGGAUCAGCAUCCCAGAACUUUGGCAAUACUGGAACCGGAACUGGAAACGGGGCUGGCAAUGGCAAUGGAGCCGGAAACGGAAACGGAGCCGGAGCGUCACUCAAUGGAAACGGAAAUGGCAGCUACUCACCACUGAGGGUCUACCACAACGAGAGGGGGAAGAAGGGACAGUUUAGAUACUAAAAUACAGUGGGAAAUUCAAAGAACAAUGGAUAAUUUCUUCUUUGCAUGGAUCACCAAUGCUCCGCCUCUCUCAAAUCGAGUGCGAAUGAUAUUCUUAGGUUUUAAAUGUGUGUACACCACGCCUCGUCCUCCUCCACCUACCGCCCCCCGCCCGCUUGAGGGCAACACUGCUAAUAGUUUGUAAUGCGUAUUUUUGCUAAGUGUAUACACCAGGAGGAAGAACCACAAAUGAGAGGAUAAAUACGAAAACAAAAAAUGAACUUUUUUACAUAAAUCGCAUGUAGAUCUUAUUUUAUUUGUUAUUUAAUGCCAACUAAGCGAGUUCAUAAUUUUAAUUAAACCGCAAUGGGGAAGCUGACUAAAACAAAAGGCCAACCAAAAUCAUCAACUGCCCGACUAUAAUUGCAACAAUAGCCAUGGAUACAGCAAAAGCAAUAACGACUUCCCCAAACAUCACGUCGUUCUCUUUACAACGUUACAAAAAUGAAGGCAUCAAUUUUUAAUGAAACAUUUGCGUGAUUUUACUAAGCAUAAUAUAUGAUGCACUAUGAGCAUAUAAAUGAAACAAUAAAACAGAAAAUGUAAUUAUACAAAAAUAUAAUUAAUGGUAAUUAAAUGUUUUCAAAUUAA